AAUGGAAUCAGAUACAAAUCCUAACUUCUGAUAUGAGAGCAGAGAGGUGACAGACAAGUUUUACAGAGAUAAUUUCCUUAAAAUCUUUGGAGACAAAGACACUGUUUGUGAGGAAGGUUCUUUAAAGAUGAUCAUUGUCAUGACAUUCCAAUAAAAACUAAUGCAAACCCUCUUAUCUAUACAGCAAAGCGAACAAGAGAAAGCAGAGCAAGGAGAUAAGUUCAUAUAUUUUUGAGAAACUUUGGAAGAAAGGAUUAAAGAAAUUACCUCAGAUGACACUAAGUUGUUUGAUUAUGUUGAUCCAGCCACAGGAAUAAUGAUCAAAGCAGACAAUUACAACUUUCCUUAUUAUGAGCAUAUUGGAGUAAUGGACUUGCUUAAAUAUCCUUCUAAAUAUGUUGGAAAUUGAAGAGUUAUCGAGCAUCCAGAAUUAGGGAGUAAAAUAUACCCAGCUUCUUUUUUCACCACAUAUGAUAAGGAAACCGUCGAGCGAGCUAUCAAUGAUAUCAAAGAUGAUAUUUUCAACUAA
Molecule: messenger RNA, 529 nt
Organism: Moneuplotes crassus
Lineage: Eukaryota; Ciliophora; Spirotrichea; Euplotida; Euplotidae
Source: the annotation of a GenBank genome assembly